Molecule: messenger RNA, 4021 nt
Organism: Leopardus geoffroyi (Geoffroy's cat)
Lineage: Eukaryota; Metazoa; Chordata; Mammalia; Carnivora; Felidae
Gene: PRKAA2
Product: protein kinase AMP-activated catalytic subunit alpha 2
Exons: 9
Coding region: 130-1788 (552 amino acids)
Biological process (GO): protein phosphorylation; intracellular signal transduction
Cellular component (GO): cytoplasm
Molecular function (GO): ATP binding; AMP-activated protein kinase activity
Source: RefSeq, a predicted model, not a curated record
CCACCCCCCCCCCCCCCCCGCGCGGGCCCGCUGCACUGUGGGUAGGCGGCGGCCACACUGAGGAGCCCGCGGCGGCGGCCGCACUCGCACGGAGGAGCCGGCGGCGGAGCGAGGCUGCGCGCGCCGAAGAUGGCUGAGAAGCAGAAGCACGACGGGCGGGUGAAGAUCGGACACUACGUGCUGGGUGACACGCUAGGCGUCGGCACCUUCGGCAAAGUGAAGAUUGGAGAACAUCAAUUGACAGGCCAUAAAGUGGCAGUUAAAAUCUUAAAUAGACAGAAGAUUCGCAGUUUAGAUGUUGUUGGAAAAAUAAAACGAGAAAUUCAAAAUCUAAAACUCUUUCGCCAUCCUCAUAUUAUCAAACUAUACCAGGUGAUCAGCACUCCAACAGAUUUUUUUAUGGUAAUGGAAUAUGUGUCUGGCGGUGAAUUAUUUGACUACAUCUGUAAACAUGGACGGGUUGAAGAGGUGGAAGCAAGGCGCCUCUUUCAGCAGAUUCUGUCAGCUGUGGAUUACUGUCAUAGGCAUAUGGUAGUUCAUCGAGACCUGAAACCAGAGAACGUGCUGUUGGAUGCUCACAUGAAUGCCAAGAUAGCGGAUUUUGGAUUGUCUAAUAUGAUGUCGGAUGGUGAGUUUCUGCGAACUAGUUGUGGAUCUCCCAAUUAUGCAGCACCUGAAGUCAUCUCAGGCAGAUUGUAUGCAGGUCCUGAAGUUGAUAUCUGGAGCUGUGGUGUUAUCUUGUAUGCUCUCCUUUGUGGCACCCUCCCAUUUGAUGAUGAGCAUGUACCUACGUUAUUUAAGAAGAUCCGAGGGGGUGUUUUUUAUAUCCCAGAAUAUCUCAAUCGUUCUGUUGCCACUCUGUUGAUGCAUAUGCUGCAGGUUGACCCCCUGAAACGGGCAACUAUCAAAGAUAUAAGAGAGCAUGAAUGGUUUAAACAAGAUUUGCCCAGUUACUUAUUUCCUGAAGACCCCUCCUAUGAUGCUAACGUCAUUGAUGAUGAGGCUGUGAAAGAAGUGUGUGAAAAAUUUGAGUGUACAGAAUCAGAAGUAAUGAACAGUUUAUAUAGUGGUGACCCUCAAGACCAGCUUGCAGUGGCUUAUCAUCUUAUCAUUGACAAUCGGAGAAUAAUGAACCAAGCCAGUGAGUUCUACCUCGCCUCUAGUCCCCCAACUGGUUCUUUUAUGGAUGAUAGUGCCAUGCAUAUUCCCCCAGGCCUGAAGCCUCAUCCAGAAAGGAUGCCACCUCUUAUAGCAGACAGCCCUAAAGCAAGAUGUCCAUUGGAUGCACUGAAUACAACUAAGCCCAAAUCUUUAGCUGUGAAAAAAGCCAAGUGGCAUCUUGGAAUCAGAAGUCAAAGCAAACCAUAUGACAUUAUGGCCGAAGUCUACCGAGCUAUGAAGCAGCUGGAUUUUGAAUGGAAGGUAGUGAAUGCAUACCAUCUUCGUGUAAGAAGGAAAAAUCCAGUGACUGGCAAUUAUGUGAAAAUGAGCUUACAACUUUACCUGGUUGACAACAGAAGCUAUCUUUUGGACUUUAAAAGCAUUGAUGAUGAGGUGGUGGAGCAGAGGUCUGGUUCGUCAACACCUCAGCGUUCCUGUUCCGCUGCUGGCUUACACAGACCCAGAUCAAGUUUUGAUUCUGUAACAGCAGAGAGUCAUUCACUCUCUGGCUCUCUUACUGGCUCCUUGACAGGAAGCACACUGUCUUCUGUUUCACCUCGCCUAGGCAGUCACACCAUGGAUUUUUUUGAAAUGUGUGCCAGUCUGAUCACUACUUUGGCCCGUUGAUGAUGUUUCUCUAGUUUGUCUUUGUUAUUGCACUGUGAAAAUCAGAUAUAUUCUUAAAAUCAUUAUUUUACUUAUGGGUAUCACAUCCUCUGGAAUACUGAUCGAGAGUCAUGAAUAUUUCCAGGGGACACUCAAUGCCAUUGACAUUACUGAAAACAAAAAAAGUCUGACAUUUUAUUUACCUGUAGACAUCUGUAAUUCUGUUUUGCCUAUGAUGAAUUCAUAGGCAGUAUCUUUAGUAGGUGAAUGUCGGUGAAGAUUGUUAAUUUAAAAUUGUGAGUUCACUACAGAUGAUUAAUGCACCUUCACCAGUGAACCGUCUCAUCAAAGGAUAGUUUGGCAACACCUCUUUGCUCUACUAUUUAAUGUAGGUAAAUCCAGUUUACUUCCUAAAAAGUGAAGCAGGCUUUAAGUUGUGUUGAUGCAUCCUGUUCUCUUGCACAAGAAGAUUAAAAAAAAUAAUACGGCCAUUAGUAAGUUAGUAUUUAAAUGUUGAAAUCUUAAAGGCUUGUCCCCCAAAUUUCAGAAGCCAAGUUCUUCUAGUAGCUUUAGUGUUUGCAGAUACUGCCUAUUGUUUAACAGAAGGGCUGUGGUCCUGAAACAGGUAACUGGUUUUUCCAGGUUCCUUAAGAACAGCUAUAAUCAGCUCCUGGCUGGGAGAUUUCCUUGAAUAAUUAUCUUAAGAGCCUUCAGUGUUCUACUCAGUAUUGGAACAUCCAGAAUGGCAGCAACUUUUGUGUUUUUCAUAAAUGUUGUAUCAUUUUUAGAAAAACCUUAACAUCAUUUUAAAACAUGCCUUCAAAAGUACCUUUCUCAAAUUAUUUUUGGCUCUAUUUAUUUUUGUAUUUCACUAAGCAUGAUAAAGUAGACAGUUAAAUGAAACAAAGCAAAAUAUCAACAGUCCCUUAAAAGAGAACUCUUAUCUUUGAUUUAAUGUAUGUGGUGGAGAGUUUUGUGUCUGUCCUGUUGUAUCCCACAAUGCUCAUUCUUCAUUUGAAGUUCAAAUUUGUCAUAGCAGCUGUUCCCCUCCCUAACCUUCCCACCACCAUUGUCUUCGUUGUUUGAUCCUUAGUGGCUGAUUGACUUAGCUUUUUUUCUGGUUCCCUUUCUUUGUUCUCUAUCUUGGUUCUAGCCAUCCAGUUUGAAAACACUGUUCUGGCCCUAAGGGCUUUUGUGUACUUCCAAAGCUUAAUAGUCUCUGACCUUGACUGUUGAGGCUGUUUGGGUAGGGAAGCCUUAAACAUUAAAAAAAAACAAAAAACAAAAAAACUCUCGAGUAAAUGUGUGUUGUUUACAUAUAUACAAAUAUGUAUUCACACACCAGUGCUUUUUAAAAGAAAACCAAACAGUUUCUUUGUUUUGCCUUGUGCAGGUUUUAUUUUUUAAAGUUUAAAAAGAAACCUAUCUAUAUACAGCACAGUAGAUAAUAAUAGCUCAUUGCUUAUAUUGUUUUAGUGAAAGUAUUUAAUUUUUAAAUUAUGUGUAAUUUAUCUAAUUUGUAUUUAUCUAUUCAUUUGUUUAAUGUGUUGUAAUUAACACUCUCAUUCACCUGACUUACCCCAGAACAGAUUAAGCUCUUGAAAACCAAGUUUCUCUUUGCCAAAAAUGAUGUUUUCUACCAAGAAGCAAAUGAAAAUGUUAGGAUAAGUUCCUCUUGUGUUUAUGGAAGAUCAGCAUGUCUGUCUUUAAGUAGUUUUGAGUCAGGAGUUUGUAGUGUGUCACAUCAUAUUGGUUUAUAGGACUUUUUAAAAAUGGUGUUAAGAACUUUUAAAUCUGACUUAAUAUUGAAAGGAAUCUGUUCACCAGUUUAGGAAGGAGGGGUGGGUUUACAUUAAACGGUUUUAAGUUUAAGCCUUUGAAAGACUGCCAUCUAGUGGCAUCAAAGGGUACUUUCUGUAGUUGUUUUUACAGGGAAAGCAGUCUGGCUGUGUAUUUUGCUUAGGGCAUAAUUUUGGCCUCUCUAAAUGUGUAAAUACCUCUUUUGGGAAAAACAGGACCGCCUCAUAAUAUUUGCUUGACUAUGAAUUGGUGACCUUAGAGAUAAGGAGUUAAUCUGAGGAGUCCUAUCCCCAGGGACAAAAUCCCUAAUAAUUUUGAAGAUGGAAAAGCAGCAGCAAGGACUACAGUGGCAUUUUAGCUCUCUGUAAGUCAGAUAUUAAAAACUUACAUCAAAAUUAUUUUAUAUGGAUGUUUAUCAUGUUUAUUGAGAAUUAAAAAUAUUUACUAUUUUCAC